Molecule: messenger RNA, 960 nt
Organism: Kuraishia capsulata CBS 1993
Lineage: Eukaryota; Fungi; Ascomycota; Pichiomycetes; Pichiales; Pichiaceae
Exons: 1
Coding region: 1-960 (319 amino acids)
Cellular component (GO): cytoplasm; eukaryotic translation initiation factor 3 complex
Molecular function (GO): translation initiation factor activity
Source: RefSeq, a predicted model, not a curated record
AUGUCUGUUGAAAUUAACUCCUCGGUGGUGCUGAAGCUCGUCAGGGUGUCUGAGGAUGCCUUUCCUCACUCCAUCAGCGGUCCCGUGUACGGGUUCGAGAACUCUGUGUCUCACGUCUAUGCAUUCCCAGGAAACCAUUCGGAAGACGCCACGGUGCGUCCAAACAACGUCAAAUUCCAAUCUGAGGUCUUGGACUUGCUCAAGCAGGCCCAUAUUGGUGCUACUGCGAAAGGUUGGUUUAUUUCCGCUGUUGGCGGCAAGUUUUUGAGUCAAUCUCUGCUUGAGUCGAUGUUGAGUCAACGCGCGGCUAAGCAGGAGAGUGGUGAUGAUUCGCCAGUGCUGUUGUUGGUGCAUGAUCCUUCCAAGCAGCAACAGGGAAUACUCAGUCUCGGUGCCUUCACGCUUUCGGAGAACUUUUUGAACGUGGCCACAUCCAAAGAAAAAUACACAACUAAGAACCUGAACGCCAACGAUUUGUCCUACAAGAACAUCCUCCAGGAAAUCCCAAUCAAGGUGCACAACCCUCACUUGAUAAACCUGACCAUCCAGGAGCUUACCAUAGAAGAUGACCAUAACAUCUUGAACCUUUCCAACAGCGCAACAGCUGCCUACACCACCAUAGAUCAACUGUUCGAGACAGUUGACAAUUUCAACUACAACCAGGGAAACUUUCACUACUACCAGAGAUCUUUGUCCCGUGAACUCCCCAAAAUUUCACAAUGGAAGCAGAAGGCCAAGCUGGAGAAUUUGAACAAGCUCAAGGCCAACCCAGAACUCACGGAGAAGGACUUGGUCUCGCUGGACGACUGGAGCAAGCACAUCAAACUGCCUACUGAGCCAUCGCGUUUUGAAAACUUGGUGCUAAGUGGUUUGCUGAACAAUUACUGUAAUGAUUUGGAAUCCAGUGGAGUUUCGGAGCUGUUGAAGACGUUUAGCACGCAGAAGGGCUUGGAUAUAUAG